AUGGACGACAUAGUGUAUUAUAACCCCAAUGAGGGCAGCUCCAGCGACGAGGCUAAGUCGUCGGAUGAGGAGGCAUUCGAAGAGGCGUUUAAGGGUGUAUUCGAGGACGAGUUUAAUAAGGCUGGUAGUAGUGUGGAAGUUGAAGAACGGCCAGAGCGAGUGCCUCUUAAGGAGCCGGAAGGAGGUGGAAACAUCGUUGUGGACGAGAAGGAUUAUAGCCUCUGCGAGCCGGUGGAUACAGAGCCUCGUGGUGGUCGAUUCGAGCCGCUGCUUAGUGAGGCACACGAGCGCGUUGUGAAGCCUGUAGCAGUAGUCGGUGGUAAUGAUGAGGACAUUCCAAAGGCGUUCUUCAGUGCGUUCUUUAAUCAGUCAGUUUACGAGCGAAUAGCCACAUGCACCAACCUUUAUGCUGCUUCCAAGCCAAAGUGGAAUGAGACUGGCCAGACUCGUGUUUAUGGCAAUGCCUUUAAGCCGGUCACAGCUGCUAAGAUAAAGCAGAUCAAGGCGGCUCUGCAUCUCGAGGAUCCUUCGUCGACGCCGUCCGUUAGUCUGGAUGAGGUCUUGAUCAGAUUCACCGGACGCUCCUUCCACGUCGUGAACAUGCGUGGCAAACCGACACCCAUAGGAUACUACAUCCUAGCCCUCUGCGAGCGCGGCUACCUGCUCGGUUGGUCGUAUUUCUCUCCGAACAAGAAGCUGGGGCAUAAGGAUCUCGGCGUAGAGAUUGCUGGUGUGGUCCGGCCGCGUGAGGUGACCAUUGCUAAGGCCCAGAAGGCAGCCAAGAAGGUAGUGGUUAAGAGGAAGAAGAAGGAUAAUUCGACGAGAAAUAAGGUCGUCGCCGCACCGGCCGCUCCCGCAGCAGCGACCCCUCCACCCCCACCUCCGCUCCUUCCUAAUCCGGACGAUUCUGUGAAUUUGACUUCCGAGCUAGCGGAUCGCUUAAAAGCAGUACUUGUGCAGUUUCUCACGACUGGAUACACUAUCGACGAGCGCGUCAAUCGACUUAGAAGGAAGCCACGGCCGGUCAACGCCUUCAUUCGAGAGCACGUGCGACUACAUUGGCAAGAGGCUCGAGAGCACAAGCUGGUGCCUCUCGUAGCCGCUCACUACAACGACUACAUAGGCGGUGUCGACAUUCACGACCAGUUAAGAAGCUACUGCUCGACUCAGCACAAGGCUAACAAGCCAUAG
This is a messenger RNA of Zymoseptoria tritici IPO323, 1191 nucleotides long. RefSeq lists its product as uncharacterized. The transcript has 4 exons. The record is from RefSeq and is a predicted model, not a curated record. NCBI's taxonomy places the organism in Eukaryota, Fungi, Ascomycota, Dothideomycetes, Mycosphaerellales, Mycosphaerellaceae. Bases 1 to 1191 code for a protein of 396 amino acids.